This is a messenger RNA of Nycticebus coucang (slow loris), 2027 nucleotides long. RefSeq names its product actin related protein 2/3 complex subunit 5 (gene ARPC5). Gene Ontology annotation, cellular component: actin cytoskeleton; cytoplasm; Arp2/3 protein complex. NCBI's taxonomy places the organism in Eukaryota, Metazoa, Chordata, Mammalia, Primates, Lorisidae. Gene Ontology annotation, molecular function: actin filament binding. The record is from RefSeq and is a predicted model, not a curated record. Gene Ontology annotation, biological process: regulation of actin filament polymerization; cell migration; Arp2/3 complex-mediated actin nucleation. Bases 280 to 735 code for a protein of 151 amino acids. The transcript is spliced from 4 exons.
GAGAGUCUGCGCCUGUGCAAUGCGCCCGGCGCGCUCCCGCCCGCGCGCGCUCCCCCGGGGAGAGCGGGGGCGGCGUGGGAGGCUUGCUGAGAGCGUGAACCGAGGAGGAAAAGCGCGGCCGGCGCGCAGGCCCAGAACCGCCCAAGCCGUGACUGCCGGAGACGCCCCAGAGCGGAAGAGGGAAGUGAAUAGGGCUUCGGGCUGUGGGCUCCUGUUGGGCUGGCCUUGCUGAAGUAGAGGCAGCACCGAGACAGGCCUUUGCCAGUGGUCCGGAUCGGGAUGUCGAAGAACACGGUGUCAUCGGCCAGGUUCCGGAAGGUGGACGUGGAUGAGUACGACGAGAACAAGUUCGUGGACGAGGAAGACGGGGGCGACGGCCAGGCCGGGCCCGACGAAGGCGAGGUGGACUCCUGCCUGCGGCAAGGAAAUAUGACAGCUGCCCUCCAAGCAGCUCUGAAAAACCCCCCUAUCAACACCAAGAGUCAGGCUGUAAAGGAUCGGGCAGGCAGCAUUGUCUUAAAGGUGCUCAUCUCAUUUAAAGCUAAUGAUAUUGAAAAGGCAGUUCAAUCUCUGGACAAGAAUGGUGUGGAUCUCCUAAUGAAGUAUAUUUAUAAAGGCUUUGAGAGCCCUUCUGACAAUAGCAGUGCUAUGUUACUCCAGUGGCAUGAAAAGGCACUUGCUGCUGGAGGAGUAGGGUCCAUUGUUCGUGUCCUGACUGCAAGGAAAACAGUGUAGUCCAGCAGGAGCUGGGUCUGUCGGGGGAGUAGGAGUUGCUGGUACAAAGACCAAAACAACCAAAUGCCACUGCUGCCCUGUGGGUAGCAUCUGUUUCUCUCAGCUUUGCCUUCUUGCUUCCUUUUUCAUAUCUGUAAAGAAGAAUAUUACAUAUCAGUUUUCCUUUAGUGAAAAUUGGAAUAACAAAGACGAAAUCAUGUUUCAGCAGGAGUUUCAUCCUCUCAAAUUCUUUCAAUGAUGUGUAUACCAGUCUGUAUAUAGCAUAAUUUACAUUCAGUUUAAUUGUGCAAUUUUUAACCCCUAGUGGCUGGUUUCUGUUUUGUUUUGUAUUAUUUUUAACUAAUACUGAGAGAUUUGAUUAGAAUUUGAAGCCAGUUUCCUAUCUCAUUGCUAGUCGGGAAGUAAUCUGUAUUAAAAACAUGAGAGACUAGCAGCUAUUAAUAUUGCAAAACUGGACCAUACCUCCCUUAUGUAAGCAAAAUGUAUUUCCAAAAUCAGUAGUGGGUGAACACCACUACCAAGUUCCAGCUUUGUUUCUGCUUGCCCCCAGAUUGUGUGUGCUGUGAGUUUGAGUAUGCUACUUCCUCUCAGCAUCCAGUAAUCAUGGCCUCUCAUUUUCUUUGUGGUCACCCAGGGUUCAGAGCAGGAAGUCUUGCUCUAUACAAAUGUAUCUAUAAAAUAUCUGCUCUUUGACAUGAACAUCAAAGUUGUGUUCCAAUGAUAUGGUUCCGUUUGGGGAAACUACCCCAAGUCUCAGAAAAGAUGUGGAAACUAUGAUGUAAUUCAAACUCGGGGCAGCCUCUGAAUGAAAUGCUAUUUUCUUUAGAAAUACAGUAGCUGCCUUAGACAUUAUGAGGUAUAUACAACUAGUAUUUAAUAUGCCCCAUAAAUGUCUUCAGUGUUCUUCAGGGUAAUGUGGAUCUCAAAAGAUUUGGUUCAGAUCCAAACAAAUACACAUUCUGUGUUUUAGCUCAGUGUUUUUUAAAAAAAGAAAAUGCCACACAGCAAAACAUGUUUACUUUGUAGCACAAACCAAAUCGGUUCUCAAGUAAUGACCGGUGCUUACAAAAUGUUGUUAUUACAUAGUAGCUCUAAAACAAACCACCUGACCAAGAGGGAAAUCCGCCUGUGUUUAGUAUUUACAUCGGAUACCAGUUUCAUAAUCACUGACUUACGUGAAAACUGGUGCAGAAAUUCUAUAAACUCUUUGCUGUUUUUGAUACCUGCUUUUUGUUCUGUUUUGUUUUGUAAAAAUGAUGAACUUCAGAAAAUAAAAUGUCAGUGUUGAAUAA